Osmia bicornis bicornis is the source of this 4305-nucleotide messenger RNA. It is a transcript of the gene Rcd1, whose product is annotated as KAT8 regulatory NSL complex subunit 3. Gene Ontology annotation, biological process: positive regulation of transcription by RNA polymerase II. Gene Ontology annotation, cellular component: NSL complex. The record is from RefSeq and is a predicted model, not a curated record. Lineage: Eukaryota; Metazoa; Arthropoda; Insecta; Hymenoptera; Megachilidae.
AUAUAUAUACUGAAUAUGAAAAAAAAUGAAUGUUUAGAUUUUUCAAUAUAUUUGGAGUGAACUAUUUCAUCUGUUUGUAAAUCGUCUUUAAAAUUAUUAAAGAAAUCUUUAAAAAGUAUGAAAUUUAGUUGAAUCUUUCAAUUGUCGAUUGAUUGCUUAAACGCAAUCAUAGACAUCAGUAGGCCACAGUAUAGACAUUUGUUGUUCUGAAUGUUGUGUGUUGUAUAAAUUGGAAUUAUAUGUACCUAUUACAUACUUAUUUACAUAUGUUUUUCUGAAAUUUAUUUUUCUUAUUUCUCAUUUGAUAUUGCACAGUAGUUAAAUCGAUUCAUAAUAACUAUUUCUUAUGUAUGAAGUAAUUUGAAAUCAAUGGAGGUACAAGAUAUAUUCCUGUAAUAUUUUUGCUUUAUGUGAGUUUUUGUGUAUUUUUAUGAUAGAUUAUACUGUACUAUUUUCUAUCAUUUGAAAUAGAAUUACAUGUCAUUAUUACAAUUAAAUCAGUGUGAUGCUAUUGCUAAAAAUCUCCAAGUUGUGUAAUAAAGGUUAGUUGUAUAAAUGAAUUUCUAUAGAAGUAUUCAUUGAAUACAUUUACUGACUGUAUACAUUUAAGAAAUAAGAUAACAGUGAUGCAAGAAAACAGAUAAAUGGUUAGAACAUCAUUUGGAGAAAGGAGUAUCCAUACUUAGCGACAUAUUUAAAUAAAAUAACAAAAAAGGUAAUGCUAACAUCAUCAGCAAUGCCUUCCACGUCGAUAAGUAGUUCUAGAGUACCAAGUCCCAUCAGUGACACAUUUGAUGAAAAUCCGAUGAUUAACUGCAUAUUGCAUCAGCUUGCUGGAUGUUAUGAAACAGAAGAUAAUGUACUUGCAAAAGAUCAUUGUUAUGCUCGACCAUGGAAUUGGAAACCAGAAAAUGUUUAUGUGAAACCAAUAAAACAAUUAUUUUUUUCAAAGAAAUCUUCAUUAACAGAAAAACUUAUUCAGGAUGAAGAAAUUAUUAUAGACGAAGAGAGUAACGAAUCAUCGGUACUGCCGAUUGAUUUUACAAGAGCUAGACAUCAAAUGGAUGAACUUCAACGGUUAGCAAAUUUUGCUCGACCGGAUGAGAAUGAAGAUUGGGAAGAACAACUUGAUAAAAUUUUAUGGACACCUGUUCAAAAUCGAAUAUUUACUAAAGUUCUUAUAUUUAAUUCGGAAAGACUUGCGAGAUUAGCUAAAGCUAAUGGUCCAAUAGAACCAAUAAACCGGCGAACAUCGGUUGAUACAGCUGCCAGAAGAUUUCGGGAAGCAUUGGCAUCAGCCGGUUGGGAUUGGAGACUUGCACAGUGGCUACAUAAUCUAUUGUUUGAUCAUCUUCCUCAGGAGUACCUUGGGAUUUAUCUUGAUAUAUUACAAAUAAGACUGAAAAUUCCUCAACUUAUUGAUAAGAUGAUUGCUGUACAACCAAAUAUUAAUGCAAAAACAGGUUCUAUAACAUGGGAAACUCUUGGCUCACUUAAACGAACAUGGGAUCCGGUUAACCCAAUUUUAAACAUCAACAGACUUAAAAAAUUACCAGGAAAUCCAAUUUUGAUAAUAGUUCCUUCUGGAGUUGGAUCUAGUAUGUCUUCUACACAUAAAUGGAUUUCACAAUUGGGAGCUUUAGGAAAUGGGUUGUUUACUGUUCAUACUCAUUUAGGUUUGGCAGCUAGAAUGACCAUGAUGGUGUAUGAUCAACUAGUUCAAGCUACUAGAACUAAAAUACAAGAUAUUAGGAGCGAUUGUCCUGGGACCAUAAUUCUUGUUGGUUUUAAUACUGGUGCUGCCUCUUGCAUGUCAGCACAAAUGGAACAUGUAACUGCAGUUAUUUCUCUUGGUUUCCUUUACUACAGUCCGAAAGGAAAAAGAGGUACACCUGAUGACACAUUAAUGAUAUACGAUGUCCGGUCAUGUUUUGUCAUAGGACAAAAUGCUACACUUGUGACCGAUGAUUUAGAAGAUCUUAGAGAAAAAAUGUGGUUAACAAGUUUAGUAGUAGUUGGAACUGCUGAUGAUAAUUUAAGAAUUUCUACCGCAAAAAAGAUAUCAGAAGGUAUUACUCAAAGUAUGGUAGAUAGAUGCAUCUUGGAUGAAAUUGGAGAUUUUGUAGGCACUAUUCUUUUGCAACCACAUCCACUACCAUUAAGACCGAUGUCAUUGUCAAAUUAUGAGAAUAAAAACAAUAGAAAAGAAUCACGAAAACGAAGAAAUUCUACGAGUAGUUCCGUUGAAAGCGAACCAAAUUCACCGACUAUAAAAAAGUCUCGACCAACUACGCCUAUUUCGACAACAGUAUCUGUUGGACAAAAUACACCAUCUACUACGAUUUCUAGAGUAGGAACAUUUAAUACCCAGUCAAAUUUAAUUGCAGUAGGUGGAACGCAUACAAAUCAUACCCAGACCGUAAAACGAAAACCCCGAGUUAUUAGUAAUCAAAAAGCACAUUUUGUAGAACAUUUAAUAACGUCUAGGCUUUCUGGACAGCCAAAUUCAAAUUCUGACAAUGGUGGUAUAACAUUAAACAUUGGUUCAUUAGCAAGUUUAGCGCCUAUUGGUCCAAUACGACUAGCUCCAGCAUCAACAGAUCAAACUGUACUUAAUACAACAAAAAAUAUUCAAUCUUCGAUUGCAUCAACUAAAGUGUCUAAAAUUGUACCAUCAAAUGUACAAUUACAAAACGUUUCAAAAUGAAAGCAAUUGUAUCGUCAAUAAGGUUUUUCUAAAGUAAUAUCAAGUAACUAUAGGCAUCUUAAUAUUCCUGACCAAAAUGGGGAUACAAAACUGGUUAAUGUUCUAACAACGGCAGGAAAUCAAAUUAGGGUCACUACUACAACUACUUCAGCGAUACAUAGCAAGCCAACAAUUGUUACGUCAAAUGGAAAUUUAUCAAAUAUUCUGCAAAAUGGCAAAAAUUCCUUUACACUUACGAAUAGUUCUUCACCUGCACGUGUGUCAGCAGCUUCCAGUAUUUUACUCACACCAAAUAAUUCUAUGGCUGUUAAUGCAACAUCAUCUACAUCGACGAUAUCAAAAGUGAUGGACGACAUGGCAACAACCAGUAGCUCUUCACAUGUGAUGCUCAGUUCUACUCAGUCAUUGGACACGUUCAAGAUGUCACAAUUACCUCGUCAAGUAACAACCUGUAACAACAACAAUACCUCUCAUAACACAUCAUGUGGAAAUGUAAUUAUGGUUGAAAGUUCUCUUAAUACUAAACCUGCUUGUUCAUCGGUGAUAGUUCCAUUAAAUAGUCACAAUUCAGGGACUAUUCUGCCACUAUCUAACAAAAUAAAAGUUACCCAUAAAUCUACCAAAAGUAUGCCAAAAAUUACGGUCAAUACAUCUAAUUUACAAAGAAUUCAUAAGCCUCAAACAGUACAAAAGAAUUCUCUUGUAAAUGAUAUAGAUGAUGAAUUAGGAAACAUAUUAGAUAUACCAAUAAUAUUUGCAAAAGAUGAUGACAAUUUAAAUUCUAUUGAGAAAAAUCCUCCUUUAUCACAAACAACUAUGUCUCUGGACGUUUAUGAAAAAAAUACAUCUAAAUUAAGCAGUAAUACUAAAGUUGUCCUUAUAAGUAACAAACAAGACAAGUUGCAACAAACAGCUAAAUUUGUAACACCUUCUACCCAAGCUAUUAUAUGUCCUAAUGUUCCUGUACAAAAUUUAAACCAUGUAAUAUUACAGACCAAACCUCAGAACCCUACUAUAUCUAAAACAAAAACUACAAUCCCAAUACAAACUCGAACCAAUCAACCUACUGUCAAGUAUACCAAAAUAAUUCUUGCAAAAAGAAAUUCUCAAUUAAUCCAUCAGAAUGAUAAAAAUGAACAAGUUAUUGUAACAAAAACAACUGAUAAAGUUAACACAUCUAAAUUAUUAAAUCUUGACAAAAAUGAGCAUAGAUAUACACAAAUCUCAUCAAAACAGUUACCAAAGAAUGAUGAUAAUUUUAUAGAUGAAACAUUAGAAAUAGAAGAUGCUAUAAAAAUGAAUAUUAUAGAACGUAAACAUACACCUGUUGAUCUACCUUCACAAAUUAGUGGUAAUGCAAAUGAAAAUUUAACUGAAAUAAGAUUGAACGAAAAUGAAGAAAAUAAUUCACAAUGUUCCGAUGAUAUAAUGAACUUGCAAAUUUAAAAUGCUUAAUUCCGAAUAAAAAUGUAUACGUGUAUCAAAAACAUAAUUAUAUAAAAGUUGAAAUUUUAUAAUGUUAGUAACAAAACAUGGCUGCUUCUUUCUAGCUUUUUAGUAAAUAACAAACAUAUAAUAUGCAGAUUGAUAACAAUAAU